AGUUGGCGUGUUUGGCCAACCGCUGCUUCCGAUUCAUGUCUGCAUCUUAUCGCGCCGACCAGCCUUCAAUCUCCCGUUAGCUUAUGAAUGUCAUUAGCUUUGAAACACUCAGCUGGCACUGACUUGGUGUGGUCCAUGGCAGUAGUUUUUUUUCUUCCUGGUAACCCCACCACUCUUUAAAAAUUCCGUCUAAAAAGAAAAAGCGCUCCGUCCCCUCCCGCGGAUCUUCCGCCAACGUGUGCAACUACCCAGAAGAUCUAGGGGCAGCUCUUUACAGAGAGCCGUUUGACUUCAACGCUGAGCCACCUUGGGAUCCGAGCUGAUACUGGACGCCUUCAGCCCAGGACUCGUCCAUGUGGUUUGUUGCAUAGCUCUAGGACCCCAGGGGCUCAAGGAAACGGGAAAUAAGGUCACUGAGGACUGUCCAUAUUUUUUAUGCCUGUCGGAUUAGAAGAAAACGGCUGAGAGGAUGAAGGGAAUUGCAGAUGAGCCUCAGUAUUCUGUGGGGCUUCUGGAUGGAGGCACUGCCCUCUGUGACGUGAUUGACAAUUACAUCGAUGAACAAACUCUGUCUGAGAAGAGUGCAUUCUUUGUAGCAGACUUGGGGGCUGUAAUGAGGCAGCAUGUUCGCUGGCGAACCCGCAUGCCCCUGAUCCGGCCGUACUAUGCCGUCAGAUGCAACAGCAGCCCCGCUGUCAUUGAACUGCUUGCUUCCCUCGGCUCUGGAUUCACAUGCUCGAACAAGGCUGAACUGGAGCUGGUGCUGAGUCACGGGGUUUCUCCUGAAGAUAUCAUCUACAGCGGUGUUUGUAAACAGGUGUCCCAGAUCAAAUAUGCUGCUACCAACGGCGUUGACCUCCUGGUGUGUGAUAACGAAGCAGAACUGCGCAAGAUUUCUCGCUGCCACCCCGGAGCCAAGCUGCUGCUGCAGGUUUCAACAGAAGCCUCCAACCCUGAGGAUGAGAUGAGUGUGACCUUUGGCUGUUCUCUCAAGGACAGCAGGCACCUGCUGGAGAGUGCUAAGGAGCUUGGUGUGCAGGUGGUGGGGGUCCGGUCCAACAUUUCCAGCUCCUGUGAGGACGACCAGGUUUACCUUCAUGCCAUCUCUGAUGCCCGCUACAUCUUUGACCUGGGGGAGGAAAUGGGCUUCAACAUGAACGUUUUGGACAUUGGGGGUGGAUUCAGCGGCACUGAGGCUCAGCUGGACCUGAUACACAGCGCCGUCAUGUCUGUGGUGGACCUGUACUUCCCCUCUUCAUCUGGAGUGUCCCUCAUUGCUGAGCCUGGCAGCUUCUUUGUGUCUUCUGCCUUCACUCUGGCUGUCAGCGUUAUCUCCAAGAAGAUGGUGGACCAGACUCGAGCAGAGGAGCUGUCUCCCAGCAAGCAGCCAGAGUUCCAGUACUUCAUGAACGACGGGGUGUAUGGAUCCUUUUCCAGCAAACUCUCUGAAACUCAGAUUGGAGCUCCGUCUGUUCACAAGAAGACGCUGGUGGAUGCUCCGCUUUUCAGCAGCAGUCUGUGGGGUCCUUCAGGAGAUGAUCUGGACCAGGUGGUGGAGAGCUGCUUGCUGCCGGAGCUCAACAUUGGAGACUGGCUUGUGUUCAAACAUGCCGGGGCCUACCGUCUGGGUCAGCCGCUGCUGACCUCCACUGACUCACCAGCGCCCCCUAUCUUCUAUUUCAUCUUCUCCAGAGACUGGUUUGAGAUGCAGGACACCGGCGUCAUGCAGGACACCAUGCUGAAGAACCUUUCUUUGGUCCCUUACUGCUUCAAUUCUUCCCAGACUGGAGCUGCACUGUCAGUCCCAGCUUAGGUCGCCUGCAGGAGCGCUUCAGUCUGUCGCUGGUUUAUGCUGCUAGCAUCCUUUGAUGUACAGAGAAGUUUUCAACCAAAUGUGCAGCCAGUGUUUGACCCUGUCCGACCUCAAUGUUUAACACGUGAGACGACCCGGACACCAGACAUGUUAGUAUGCAGCAAAAUGGAUGACUCCAAACAUGAAUUCUUCUCUUAGCUUCCAGCAAUAAAACCUUCCAACUGUUACUUUAGGUUGAGAAAAAGGACUGUCGGUCUGCUUUGCUGGUGCCAUGUUUGUAAAGUUAGAUGUGUAUUCUUAAUUUAGAAAAUGUUAAAAUAACAGUUUGCUGAAAAAUGUCUAUUUAUGAUUAAAAGUUGUUCUGUUAUUUAUUAUCUGUGGCUAAAGUUCCAGUAGUACUUGUGUCUGAACAUGGGACUGGAAUUGCAGAACCUGCAGGUGAAUUUCUUUAUCUUUCUGUGUUCAGAGUCGACACCUAUGGAAACAUAACAUCUGAAGCAGUGAUACGGCUUUUGUCAGACUUUGUCAGUGAGGCCGGCAGGGAACUGCCGACAGACCAGGGGAAGUGUUGUAGGGCUGCGAACCAGCUGGUAAGGGACAGGACUCUUUAUAGAAUGAGAAAAAUAAGAAUGAAAGGGUAUAAAUGUGAGACUUUUUACUCUGAACAUGUCUGUCACAUGACUCCUCACAUCAUUGCGCUGCAUGCAUCGUGUCUGUAAACUUGUCUCUCGUUGAGGAUUAACUAUCAGGCUCCUAAUCUGUAGCUGUGCUCAUAACGUAAUAAAGCCCUUAUUGACUUGA
Messenger RNA from Oryzias melastigma (Indian medaka), 2614 nucleotides. Its product is annotated as antizyme inhibitor 1. NCBI's taxonomy places the organism in Eukaryota, Metazoa, Chordata, Actinopteri, Beloniformes, Adrianichthyidae. Gene Ontology annotation, cellular component: cytoplasm. Gene Ontology annotation, molecular function: ornithine decarboxylase activity; ornithine decarboxylase activator activity. Gene Ontology annotation, biological process: positive regulation of polyamine transmembrane transport; negative regulation of protein catabolic process. The transcript is spliced from 12 exons. The record is from RefSeq and is a predicted model, not a curated record. Bases 470 to 1813 code for a protein of 447 amino acids.